GGGAGUUUGAGUUGAGCUUCACUGAUUUAGGACUCUCGAGAGUUGGGACAAACACGAAGAACUCUUCCUUGUCAUUGUGCUGUGUUUUAAAAAUUCUGUAUAAUUUUUCUUUUUCUUCCCCCAUGUUAAUCUCACUAUAUCAUCAUUAGAUUUUCGACGUAGUUAAAACGCUGUAUUCAUGGAAGCGUUUGUUUUUUCUCAGAUCUAUGGAUUUCAUUUGUUUUUCAACGUUUUUUCAUCGCUGUAAUCACUUUGAAGAUGAUCACUGCAGGGAUAUUUUCUCUUUCAAAAACCACCCUUUUUUUCUCGAGAAAAUUCGAGUUAUUUCUCUCUUUUAUCUUUAGAUCUUAAUAAUCUCAAAGUACAGAGAGAAUAUAAAACAAUCCCAUUUGUUUUUUUUUUUUAUAAUUUUUUUACCAUCAUUUUCUAAUCUCUGUACUCGGUACUUUUAGAUCUUUAGAUCUGAUCUCAUUAUUGAAAAUUUUAGGUAGCUUAGGAAGAUUCCCUCUGAAUUAGAUCUGGGUUUUAAUUAGCAAGGCUUUGUCAUCUCUUUUUCUUUAAUUUCUGGAUAAAUUUGUUAUUUUCCUGAGAAAUUUUUUUUUCUGGGAUAAGAAAGUUGGGGAGUUAGGGAUUGAAUGCCGAGAAAAAGAUGAAUUAUUUUCCAGACGAGGUAAUAGGACACGUGUUCGAUUUUAUAACAUCACAUAAGGACCGAAACGCGGUGUCGUUAGUGUGCAAAUCAUGGUACAAAAUCGAAAGAUUGAGCAGGCAAAGAGUUUUCAUUGGCAACUGUUAUGCUAUCAGUCCGGAGAGAGUAAUCGACAGGUUUCCGGAGCUCAAGUCCUUAACGUUGAAGGGCAAGCCGCAUUUUGCGGACUUCAACUUGGUCCCGCAUGAUUGGGGCGGGAUUCUUUACCCUUGGAUCGAAGCUUUUGCCAAGAGUAGGGUUGGCUUGGAGGAGUUGAGGUUGAAGAGGAUGGUAGUUUCGGAUGAGAGUCUCGAGUUGCUCUCGAAGUCGUUCGUGAAUUUCAAAGCCUUGGUUCUUGUUAGCUGUGAAGGGUUCACAACUGAUGGGCUCGCUGCUGUAGCUGCGAAUUGUAGGUUUCUUAGGGAGCUGGACUUGCAAGAAAAUGAAGUAGAGGAUCAUAGAGGCCAUUGGAUUAGCUGCUUUCCCGAAAGUUGCACUUCUCUUGUCUCCCUGAACUUUGCAUGCCUCAAAGGAGAUAUAAAUUUGAAAGCCCUCGAAAGACUUGUAGCGAGGUCUCCUAAUCUCAAAAGUUUGAGAUUAAACCGGGCAGUGCCUCUUGAUGCACUGCAAAAGAUACUGAGGCGAGCUCCUCAGCUAGUGGACUUGGGUACUGGGUCCUUUGUACAUGAUCCAGCAUCCGACGCCUUCAACAAAUUAAAGGCUACCAUUCUGAAUUGCAAGUCAAUAAGGAGUUUGUCGGGUUUUUUGGAGGUUUCUCCUCGUUGUCUGUCAGCUAUUCACCCAAUUUGUCAGAACCUAACCUCCUUGAAUCUAAGCUAUGCCCCAGGCAUUCAUGGAAAUGAUCUGAUAAAGUUUAUUCAACACUGCAGGAAACUUGAGCGAUUAUGGAUACUGGAUUGUAUUGGAGAUAAAGGAUUGGGGGUGGUAGCUUCCAAUUGUAAAGAAUUGCAAGAAUUGAGGGUUUUCCCAUCUGAUCCCUCUGGGAUAGGCAAUGCUUCUGUAACAGAGGAAGGUCUUGUUGCCAUAUCUGCUGGUUGCCCAAAGCUUCAUUCAUUGUUGUACUUCUGUCAGCAGAUGACUAAUGCUGCUCUCAUAACUGUGGCAAAAAAUUGCUCUAAUUUUACCCGCUUCAGAUUGUGCAUCCUUGAACCUACAAAACCUGACCCUGUCACCAUGCAGCCCUUGGAUGAAGGUUUUGGGGCAAUUGUUCAAUCUUGCAAGCGUCUAAGGCGUUUAUCACUCUCUGGCCUGUUAACCGAUCAGGUUUUCCUUUAUAUUGGAAUGUAUGCUGAGCAGCUGGAAAUGCUUUCUAUUGCAUUUGCUGGGAACAGUGACAAGGGAAUGCUCUAUGUAUUGAAUGGGUGUAAGAAGCUUUGCAAGCUAGAAAUCAUGGACUGUCCCUUUGGUGACACUGCACUUCUAAUGGACGUGGGAAAGUAUGAAACAAUGCGAUCCCUUUGGAUGUCGUCCUGUGAAGUUACCCUUGGAGGCUGCAAGGCACUUGCGAAGGAUAUGCCAAUGGUCAACGUUGAGAUCAUAGAAGAAGAUGAUCUGAUUGAUUUUAGCUCUGAUGAUAAACAAAAAGUAGGGAAGAUGUACUUGUAUCGUACAUUGGUUGGGCCGAGGAAAGAUGCACCAGAGUUUGUGCGGACUCUAUAAGUUCAACCUCAGUGCAUGUGUGUAGGUCUGGCCAAUUGUUUCCCUUCUCCAGUAAUUGUACUUUUCUUAGGCCAGCUGAUUAUUAUGGAUUUCUAGGCUUUUGGUGAUUUAGCCGUAUGCACUUUUUUGUUUAAUUCAUGAGAGAUUUGCUACUAGUAAUCGUUUUUACUUUAAUACAUCUGUGUUAAUAUUGGCAAAAUCA
Molecule: messenger RNA, 2570 nt
Organism: Mangifera indica (mango)
Lineage: Eukaryota; Viridiplantae; Streptophyta; Magnoliopsida; Sapindales; Anacardiaceae
Product: protein AUXIN SIGNALING F-BOX 2-like
Exons: 3
Coding region: 650-2368 (572 amino acids)
Biological process (GO): SCF-dependent proteasomal ubiquitin-dependent protein catabolic process
Cellular component (GO): SCF ubiquitin ligase complex
Molecular function (GO): protein binding
Source: RefSeq, a predicted model, not a curated record